Molecule: messenger RNA, 4699 nt
Organism: Helicoverpa armigera (cotton bollworm)
Lineage: Eukaryota; Metazoa; Arthropoda; Insecta; Lepidoptera; Noctuidae
Product: synaptic vesicle 2-related protein
Exons: 13
Coding region: 282-1769 (495 amino acids)
Biological process (GO): transmembrane transport
Cellular component (GO): membrane
Molecular function (GO): transmembrane transporter activity
Source: RefSeq, a predicted model, not a curated record
CAAUUUCAUUCAUUCAUUCGUUCAAAAAACUCUAAAGAUGAAAUCAAAACAAAUCCAAUAAAAUAGUUUUGUUUACUUUUUUAUUAGUUUACUCAUUGAAUGUAUGUGAAAGUAAUAACUUUAGGUAUUAAGUGCAACUUUCCAGUUGCUCUGGAUUAUUUUAGUGCGGUAGAAUCUCAGCAGUAAAAAGUUUCAAUGUAGAAACCGCUAAUACUCCCGUUACUCGGUAUUCGCAGUGAUAUCCACGUCAGAAGUGUAUACAAGUUAAUAAAUUUAUCGUGAUGGGUCGGUCUAAAGGAUACCAGGAUCUGGAUGACAGCCACAUACGGCCACGGUCUCCGGGGCCGCCGAUGCCACCACCACAAGAGAUUGAAAUGGCAUCGGUGUCCGUAGUCCCUGACGACACUUUCACUGUGACUCAAGCAGUAAAUGCUCUCGGGUUUGGCUGGUUUCAAGUCAAACUGUCACUUUUCACCGGACUAUGCUGGAUGGCGGACUCUAUGGAGAUGACUAUAUUGAGCAUCUUGUCACCAGCUUUGCAUUGUGAAUGGAAUAUCAGCAAAUACCAGCAGGCACUGACUACUACAAUAGUGUUCAUGGGAAUGAUGUUGAGCUCCACUUUCUGGGGGAACAUCAGUGACCGGUAUGGAAGGAAAACUGCACUAAGUAUGUGUGGUGUAUUACUGUUCUACUAUGGCCUGCUGAGCUCAAUAGCUCCAAACUUCCUCUGGUUGUUAUUCCUAAGAGGACUAGUGGGCUUUGCUAUUGGAUGUGUACCACAAUCUGUCACAUUGUAUGCAGAAUUUUUGCCAACAAAACAGAGAGCAAAGUGUGUUGUACUUCUCGAUUGUUUCUGGGCGCUAGGAGCUUGUUUGGAAGUAGCUCUGGCGCUGGUGGUGAUGCCCACAUUAGGCGUGCACUGGCUCCUGGCAUUAUCAACUAUACCACUGCUGUUGUUUGCUCUUAUAUGCCCUUGGCUUCCUGAGUCUGCAAGAUAUCAUGUAGCCAGUGGUGAACCUGACAAAGCUUUGGCAACAUUAGAACAGAUAGCUCAAGACAAUGGCCGACCGAUGCUAUUAGGUCGUCUGGUUUGCGAUGACUCAGUGGGGAUAGGCCAGCGGGGCAGACUGAAGCAUCUGCUCAUUCCACAUCUAAGGAACACCAGUUUACUGCUCUGGUUUAUAUGGAUGUCGUGCGCGUUCUGCUACUACGGGCUGGUGCUGAUGACGACGGAGCUGUUCGAGUCGGAGGGCGGCGGCCUGGAGCAGCCCUGCGCCGCCGACUGCCGCCCGCUGCAGACCACCGACUACAUGGACCUGCUGUGGACCACGCUCGCUGAGUUCCCUGGUAUAUUCGCAACAAUAUUUAUCAUCGAGAAGUACGGACGCAAGAAGACCAUGGCUACACAAUUUGUUAUAUUCGCAAUGUGUGUCUGCGUUCUCAUAUACAAUGGAAAUCGUACAUUCCUGACCUGCAUUCUAUUUCUUGCAAGAGGAAUCAUUGCUGGUCUGUUCCAAGCUGCUUACGUUUAUACUCCAGAGGUUUACCCAACAGCGCUAAGAGCGACGGCGGUGGGCGCCUGCAGUGCCGUCGCUAGGCUCGGAGCUAUGAUCACACCAUAUGUUGCACAGGUGCUUCUAAAGAAUUCCAUAGUAAUAGCUACAAGCGUAUACUCUCUGGUAGCAGUGUUAGCGGCCGGAGCCUGCCUCGCGCUGCCCAUUGAGACCAAAGGCCGGGAAAUGAGAGACACCGUCACGGUAACCAGCUAGACCAAAUAAACAUCCAUAUUUCAAAAUAUCGGUCAUUGUAAUAACACCUUUAUUGGUAUUCGUAUUAGGUUACAAAUUCAACGAUCUUCGUUCAUUAUUUUAUUGUACUUAAUAUUUUUUGGAAUCUCAAUCGUGUAGUAAAUUAGCGGAAAUUCGCGAUAAUUCGAUUGAGAACACAUUGAUCUUUGUAAGCGUUACGUGCAUAUUUUUAUCACGGAGGUUUGAAUCUCAUAAGUUUUCUAAUAUAUACUCUAUUUUUAUAAGUCUACUAUUAUAUUUUAUACAAGUAUUAUUUAUACUAUGUCUAAUGCAGCUAACUUCUAACAGGUUCUAUUCCUGUCGUUUUUAUAUUUAAAUGUUAUUUCUUACUAUUAAGUAUACAAAUGUGUCUUCGAAUGUACGCAAUACUUUGUCUUACCCGUUAAUAGUAUUAUAAUGACUAACGGCCAGUUUCUUCAUCAAAAGUUAAAGUAAUGUCUAAAGUUAAAGUAAUGGUCAAAAUCGUUUUUUCAAGGCUAAAGUGACAGCAAAACUAAUAGAAAAAUUGAAUUUGACCGUUACUUUAACUUUAGACAUUACUUUGGCUUUAACUUUUGAUGAGGAAACUGGCUGUCAAUAGUUAGUGUAACAUACUUAAUUAAAGAAUUAUAAAGACUGCCAAUACUUAAUAUCAAGAAAAUAGGGCAGUCUCAUAUAAUUUAUGUCAUUUUUAGAAACUCCUAGAAUUUAAGUAAAAUAUGGCUUAUUUCCCAAAAGACUGCUUUUGAGUAUGUGCCUAAUAUGAUUAUAGUAAUAUGUAAAUGCAAAUGUACUUAAAUACUCAUAACUAAUGAAUGAAUACUCAGAAAUGUAUCCGUCCUGUUUAUUGUCUUCCAAUACUAUGUCAGUAUUCAUAAUUAUGUAAUGGCGGCUCCAUAUUCGUGCUGCGUAUGUACUUAGGCUUAUAGCCUUAUAGCUAUUUGGAAUUCUGUUAUAAAAUCGUCGCAUCAGACGAAACUUUAUUUAAAGAUUUAGUCAUAAAGCUACAUUUUAUAGGCUAUUUUGAAGCCAUGUAUUCACUGAGAAACAAUUGUUUAUAAACACUGUUUCAGAAACAAUAUCUACGUGUUUCUGAAACAAAUAUUUUUGUUUCAGAAACAUAGGUAUAAUUUUGUUUCUGUGGACGAUGUGGACGGCAGAGUUUCCGAAACAUUGUUGCUGUAAACAUCUACGUGAUGUUUCAGAAACUGAGUAUCUGAAACAUUGUUUCCCAGUGAAUACAUGGCUUUAUACGUGUUAAUCGACAAUAUUUUCCCAAGUCUGCAAAACUUGGGUAUUGUAUAGGAUGACUGGUAAUUAAUAGUGUAAUAAGUAAUACUUUAACACGUGAUUCUACCCAUGAUAACAAACAACUUCCUAAAUCAAUUUUCUCUCUCUUUCUUAUACUCAUUAGUUUAAUCACAAUAACAGCUCUAACUAGCCACUAACAAUCUGUCACGUUUGGGCGUUUUUAAAGUCGGAAACAGCUGUUAUACUGUUAUCUAUAACAAUAAUAAAAAGUUUAUUAGGGAAAGUUUACAAUUAUGAGUACAAUCGCGUGUUCAAGUAUCGAUCACGAAUUACCAGUCAUAUGUAUAUGCAUUUUAUAUGUCAUUUUAUAUGACCAAUAUGAAUAUGAACAAUUCAGUGUACCAACGCCACCUCAUCAACUGCCUAGCUUUUUACUAUUAUGUUGGAAUAGGCCGGUCCAGCCAGAUUUAACAUGGGCAACAAGAUAUCUCUCGGUAUGAUUGAUUGUCAGACUUCCUGGUGCUACUACUAAUAAUGAACAAAUGAGAGCCGGGACACAAUUCAUCAUUCACUUCAAAUACGGAAGAAUUCCCUAUGAUAUAGAAGGAUAUCCAUCCACCCGCACAGUGACUCAUAUACAUUGGAAUUUGGUUCUUAUGCGAAUCUAAUUACGACUUAUAUUUUAUCACAUAACAAAAAAAAAUACAACUUUAUCGGCUUGAUUUGCAUUUUUCUGAACGAUAACUUCUUUAUCUCACAACGUGCUCGAUAACAAUAUGAUGAUCAUGUAAUUUCCAAUUAAAUAACAAAUACUUUCAUGAUUAUAAAAUUGAUGUGUAAUCUUUUCGAUUCCUAUUUUUUUUUCCUUGUGUAGGUACCUAUAUUCUAUCGAAUAGUCACAGUAACCAAUAUAAACCAAUCCAACAUUCAUGAAAUUUUCUAGUCUCUAGUGUUUGUACUCUCCCACUCAAAAUAUGUUCAACAUCGUUAGGUUUCUGGCGUUCUCUAAGUAUCGAAUUGUUAUUAUAACUUAAGGUUGUGAUAUCGUUAAAUAUCCAGGUGCUAUAGGGGUACCUGCUUUACUACGAAAUAUUUUAUUCAUGUAAUAUUUGUAACAAGACAAAGUAAUUUAUACCUAUCAUCAUACAAAAAUACUAUGGCUAUUGUAAGAUUUGAAGUUACAUCUACAGUAACAUCUUUGAAAGCAAUUUCUAAAAAGGAGAACUUCCCGAUUCGGCAACUUUUAUUUCUAUGCAUUUUUCAAUUCAUUCAUCAAAUUCAAUAGCAUUCAUAUGUAUUUUCUUCAAAUUUUCAUCUAAAGUUAAUUUAAUUCUUUGUUCAAUAACGUCAAUCAGGGUUUAUGUGUACAAAUAGAGAAUGUAACAUUUAUUGUAAACCUAGCAAAUCUCUUACAAUUAUUUUAGUCUGAAUAUAAAUUACGAUUAAAAUGUAUUUCGAAAUAAUAUUAAUUAAGCAUAAAUGUGACCAGUUUUAUAAUGUUCAUAGACAUAAUAAAAGUUUUAUAUUUAUAUAUUAUGCUAGUAAAUAUUUUACGGUGAUAUAAUCACAGCUGUAACACCAAAUAUAUUUAAAUGCUUAUAAUAUUUAAUGUUAAGUUUUACACGAUUUUAAUAAACAACACUUUUGCACAAUUCAGGUCU